GGCUUCUUCGCGCUUUCCUCUUCGACCUGCACUUCGGAGAUAUACUGGUGGCUUCAAGGCUUUGGGCCCUUUAUUUCCUAUGGUCUAUUGAAGCUUUCUUGGUUUCUCAAGUUCGCGUCGUCUGGCCCGCGUCGUGGUCAUUCGAGUGUCACCAUGCCAGGACUCGUCGAAGAUCCCCAGAUCAAAUACUCCUCUCUCCAUAACCCCCUUCCCACUCAGUUGCACACUUAUGUCUGGCCGUUCCUGAUCAUCUGGCCUGCAUUCUUCGCUUUCUAUCUCUCCCCUGAACGCUACGAUACAUACAUUCAAGGUCAAGAAUGGACCUUUGUGUAUGCUGGCUCCAUUAUCACGGUCCAGUCGCUUUUGUGGCUGAUGACGAAUUGGAACAUCGAUAUUCAAACACUGUUCACCACUACUAAGGCUAAAUCGAUCGACUCCGCUCGGCUUAUCAAGGUGAUUCCCGCAGCUAAUGCUGGUUCGGCUGAGGUCUGCCCGUUGCUCUUCGACACUAGGGGUGGAAAGAAGACGGUCUCGUUCCUGUUUCAGAAGCGCCGCUUUCUUUACUACCCUGAACGCCGAUGCUUCGCCCCCUUGUCCUACGUCCUCGACGCUGAGCCCAAGCCUGCCCUCAAGACCUUCCAGAAGACCCAAGGCUUGACCACCAAGGAAGAGGUCGAACGUAUUCAGCACCACUAUGGCGAUAACACGUUUGAUAUUCCCGUGCCGGGCUUUGUGGAACUUUGGAAGGAGCACGCAGUUGCGCCUUUCUUCGUUUUCCAAAUCUUCUGCGUUGGUUUGUGGAUGUUGGACGAGUACUGGUACUAUUCUCUGUUUACCCUCUUCAUGCUUGUCAUGUUUGAGAGCACGGUGGUGUGGCAGCGCCAGCGGACGCUCAAUGAGUUCCGGGGAAUGAGUAUUAAGCCGUAUGAAGUCUGGGUCUUCCGGGAGAAACAAUGGCAGAAGACUACCAGUGACAAGCUCUUGCCCGGUGACUUGAUGUCGGUUAACCGAACCAAGGAAGACAGUGGUGUGGCGUGUGAUAUCCUCUUGAUCGAAGGAAGUGUUAUUGUUAACGAGGCUAUGCUCUCUGGUGAGAGUACACCACUUCUGAAGGAGUCCGUCCAACUGAGGCCUGGCGACGACCUGAUUGAACCGGAUGGAUUGGACAAGAACGCAUUCGUACACGGAGGAACCAAAGUCCUGCAGAUUACUCAUGCGAACACCACAUCAGACGAUAUUGCCAAGUCUCACGAUGGUUCCGGUAUUCUUCCCACGCCCGAUUCUGGCGCGCUUGGUGUUGUUGUGAAAACCGGUUUCGAAACAAGCCAGGGCAGUCUCGUGCGUACCAUGAUCUACUCAACCGAGCGCGUGUCUGCCAACAACGUGGAAGCCCUGCUCUUUAUUCUAUUCCUGCUCAUUUUCGCCAUUGCCGCCUCAUGGUAUGUUUGGCAGGAGGGUGUGGCAAAGGAUCGCAAGAGGUCGAAAUUGCUCCUGGAUUGUGUCCUCAUCAUCACUAGUGUCGUACCUCCCGAACUUCCUAUGGAGCUCAGCCUUGCUGUCAACACCAGUCUGGCUGCUUUGAGCAAGUUUGCUAUCUUUUGCACUGAGCCUUUUCGAAUUCCUUUCGCCGGCCGGGUCGAUGUUGCCUGCUUUGAUAAAACCGGUACUUUGACCGGGGAGGAUCUUGUUGUCGACGGUGUUGCCGGUCUGACUCUUGGUCAGGCAGGCGCAAAGGUUGAGAAAGAUGGUGCCCACACUGAACUCGCCAAGAGCAGCGAUGUCGGACUCGAUACGUCUCUGGUUCUUGCAAGCGCUCACGCACUAGUGAAGCUUGAUGAGGGCGAGGUUGUUGGUGACCCUAUGGAAAAGGCCACGCUGAAAUGGCUUGGCUGGACACUAGGAAAGAAUGACACCCUGACCGGCAAGGUUUCGGCCACUGCUUCUCGGGUUCCCGAGUCCGUCCAGGUUAUAAGACGAUUCCAAUUCUCUUCCGCACUGAAGCGUCAGAGUACCAUCGCCACGAUUGUCUCCGAUGACCGCAGCACACACAAGAAGGUCAAAUCAACCUUUGUUGGUGUCAAGGGUGCCCCCGAAACCAUUAGGUCUAUGCUGAUCGACACCCCGCCGAACUAUGAGGAAACUUUCAAGUAUUUCACUCGUAACGGCGCUCGAGUCCUUGCCCUCGCUUACAAGUAUCUCUCUCACGAGGCUGAACUCACUCGCACUCGUAUCAACAAUUACACCAGGGAAGAGGUGGAAUCCGACCUGAUCUUCGCUGGUUUCCUCGUCUUGCAGUGUCCCCUGAAGGAUGACGCUAUCAAAGCCGUUCGUAUGCUUAACGAAAGCAGCCACCGUGUCGUCAUGAUCACUGGUGACAAUCCUCUGACAGCCGUGCACGUUGCUCGCCAAGUUGAAAUUGUGGAUCGUGAUGUAUUGAUCCUUGACGCUCCCGAGCACGACACGUCAGGGACCAGACUGGUUUGGCGCAGUAUCGACGACAAGCUCAAUAUUGAUGUUGAUCCUACCCAGGAUCUCGAUCGCCGUAUCUUGGAAACCAACGAUAUCUGUGUCACGGGCUACGCUUUGGCCAAGUUCAAGGGCCAGAAGGCACUUCCUGACCUCCUUCGUCACACUUGGGUCUAUGCUCGCGUUUCCCCCAAACAGAAGGAGGACAUUCUUCUUGGUCUCAAGGAUGCUGGUUAUACGACUUUGAUGUGCGGUGACGGAACGAACGAUGUCGGCGCUCUGAAGCAAGCCCAUGUCGGUGUUGCACUCCUGAAUGGCUCCCCUGAGGAUCUCACUAAGAUUGCUGAACACUAUCGGACAACGAAAAUGAAGGAAAUCUACGAGAAGCAGGUUUCCAUGAUGCAGCGCUUCAACCAGCCGGCUCCGCCCGUGCCUGUGCAAAUUGCACACCUUUACCCUCCAGGUCCUAGCAACCCUCACUAUCAAAAGGCCAUGGAACGCGAAGCGCAGCGUAAGGGUACCACCGUCCAGCCCGCGCCGGACCAAGCAGAGGCGAUUCCCACCAUCACGUCUCCUGGUGCACGUGCUCUGCAGCAAUCGAAUUCCAACUUGACUCCUCAUCAGCAGCGCCAGCAACAAGCCUCUGUGGCAGCUGCCGGGUUUGCCGAUAAGCUUACUACUUCCAUGAUGGAACAAGAGCUGGACGAGAAUGAACCCCCGACCCUCAAACUCGGCGAUGCCUCUGUCGCUGCACCUUUUACCAGCAAAUUGGCAAAUGUCGUUGCUAUUCCCAACAUUUUGCGUCAGGGUCGCUGCACACUGGUCGCAACGAUUCAGAUGUACAAGAUCCUUGCCUUGAACUGUUUGAUCAGUGCCUACAGUCUGAGUGUUAUCUACUUGGACGGUAUCAAGUUUGGUGAUGGUCAGGUGACUAUCAGCGGUAUGCUGAUGAGUGUCUGUUUCCUGUCAAUCUCUCGUGCAAAGUCUGUUGAAGGUCUGUCGAAGGAGCGCCCUCAGCCAAACAUCUUCAACGUGUACAUCAUCGGCUCCGUGCUCGGCCAGUUCGCCAUCCACAUUGCCACCUUGAUCUACCUGUCGAACUAUGUAUACAGCAUCGAGCCGAGACAAUCCGACGUUGAUCUGGAGGGAGAGUUUGAGCCGUCGCUCCUCAACAGUGCCAUCUAUCUUUUGCAGCUUAUCCAGCAGAUUUCGACAUUCUCGAUCAACUACCAAGGCCGCCCCUUCAGAGAGUCCAUUCGCGAGAACAAGGCUAUGUACUGGGGUCUGGUUGCGGCAUCGGGUGUCGCCUUUUCUUGUGCAACCGAAUUCGUGCCUGAACUGAACGAGAAGCUCCGCCUGGUCCCGUUCAGCACGGAGUUCAAACUGACACUGACUGUUCUGAUGAUCAUCGAUUACGCGGGAUGCUGGCUUAUUGAGAAUGUGCUCAAGACGCUGUUCAGCGAUUUCCGGCCGAAGGAUAUCGCUGUACGCCGGCCUGACCAACUGAAGCGGGAGGCGGAGCGUAAGCAGAAAGAGACUGGGCAGCAGUAGGCCCAUUAAAGGCAAGAGAUAUAGACCAUGGCUGGUUAGAGUAGUUGCAUUUCUUGUCUAGAUAUAUAGGUGCUGUUGGUUGAAAGCAAGGCGUGUGAGACCUUGCUAAUGUUGAAGGAUGUUUAUAAAGAGCAAGCUGUAAGUUUAGGUUAUCUUUCUUAGAAGAUAGAGGGUUUCAAUGUCAAAGACAAUUCUCGUG
Molecule: messenger RNA, 4216 nt
Organism: Aspergillus eucalypticola CBS 122712
Lineage: Eukaryota; Fungi; Ascomycota; Eurotiomycetes; Eurotiales; Aspergillaceae
Product: ion-transporting P-type ATPase SPF1
Exons: 4
Coding region: 154-4017 (1287 amino acids)
Biological process (GO): intracellular calcium ion homeostasis
Cellular component (GO): endoplasmic reticulum membrane
Molecular function (GO): ATP hydrolysis activity; P-type ion transporter activity; ATP binding
Source: RefSeq, a predicted model, not a curated record